AUGGAUGUCAAGGUGACAGUUCAAGACCUCCCAACAGAGAACUGCUACUCUUUGACUGAUCCACAUAUCAUCAUCACAUUUGAUGGACUGCGUUACGAUAACUACAUGAUUGGAACUUUUGUUCUGUACAAGAGCCUUAGCCGUAUAUUUGAGGUACAAGUUCGUCAGUGGACCUGUGGCAGCCAUCACCUCGCUGUAGCCUGUAACUGUGGUGUUGCUGCAUGGGAAGAUAAUGAUAUUGUAGUCCUGGACAUGUGUAAUGGACAGUAUUUGGAAACCAAACCUCAGUUGAUAAUUAAAAACAUCAGAGCUUCACCACAACAACACAUCCGAAUCAUGAAGUCCUAUGGAGGGAAGAAAAUUACAAUCGCUUUCCCUUCAGGAGCAUUUGUUCGAGCUGAUGUAAACCACUGGGGAAUGAGCUUGACCGUAAGGGCACCAAGCAUUGACUUUAACAACACCAGAGGUUUAUGUGGUACCUUUGACAGAAAUAAUCAGAAUGACUUGCAUAGCACUGAUGGGAGGCCUAUACUUUCUCAACCGAACAACACAUCUGAGGAAGACUUCAUAGAAUCUUGGAAAAUAGCUCCAGGGAUGAGUUUGUUUGACAAGACUCCACCACUGUCUAAAUGGAAGAAGAGGAAAAAUUAUUGCCUUUGCCAGAAGGAGCCCGAUCUAUAUUUGCAGUCCAAAGAUACUAUGAAUGCUUUCCAGAAUUCUGCUUCACAGUCUUUAGGUUGCCAUUAUGAGAACAUGUAUUACACUACUAUAAUCCCAUAUGUAGAUGUCACAUCAGAGUAUUCCAUUAAUGUGGAGGAGACUGAUCCUACUUUAUCAGCUGAAGGGACAUUGUCAUCCAUGCCUUUUAACCAAUGGCAUUUCCCUCAGACUGUCCCAAAAAGAGGCAGCCCUGAUGGCUUAUUAAAAGCAAAUGGGAAUAAGGGAUCCUUGGAAAAAACUGUCAGAGAAAGCUUUGCUGACUUCUCCAGUCACUGGGAGGAGAUACCAAGAGAAAAAAGGCAAGAAGAUUAUUCUGAACAUUUAUAUAUUUCCUCAUUUCAAAACUUUAGUCAAACUGAAUUGGACAGUUUCACAUAUUUUUUCCCAGAGGAUUAUUUUGAAGGGAAACAGCAUAAAAUUCAAGUGAUAUGGCCUACUUCAAGAGGUUUAACCUUAGUCAAAGCCUUAGCAAACUGUCAGAAGGUUCUGGAAAACUCCCCAGUUGGUUCAGCUUGCAAGGAAUUUCUUGGUCACCAAAUGGAUGUUGCUAUAGAAAUGUGUGUGUUAGAUGUAUACAUUAAGGAUGACCUCACAUGGGGAGAAGCAAUGAUAGCAUUUCUGGAAAAUGUCUGUGAAAGUAGAAUGACAGAAAACGUAACUGAGUGGAUUCAUUCAACAAGUGAUCCACCUGUUAUGCAUGAAGAAAUCGUCAGAGCACUUAGAUGUCCCAGUCUCUGUAACGGACAUGGACAAUGCACUCCCUGGGGAUGUCAGUGCUUUGAAGAACACAGUUCUCAUGACUGCACAACUGCCGAAACCAGGGGAGGGUUGGGUGACACCAGGGUUGUGGGUCAGGAGAGUGCUCAGGGAACCAUGGCUCCUGUGAAACGCGGGGCAUUGGGCCAGAAGGGCUCCCAGGUGGCAGGCAAGGUUUCUGGGGCUGUGGUUAAACCCACCCAGACUACAUCUAGGGCUCCUGCCCAGGGGGCCAGGGGCGGUGAGACCAGGAAGCCGAGGGCUCCACGGGGCAGACAUCCUCUCCCCAGCCCCUCCUCAAAGGGGUCGGGGGUGGCUGGCAGGGUCCUCAGGCCUGAGAAUAAGCAGAAGGCUGAGGCAAAGCGGGGCCAUAAGCCCGAUAAUGCUCACGCUGGGGCCUCCACUAAGGGCGGGAGCCAGAAGGUGAGGCAGCCGGCCAGAGCAGGCAAGCAGCACACUACCGAGGAGGCUAAUGGUGCUUCUUUACAGAGCAUUACUUGGGCUCUGGAGCUCCUCACCGCACGAGUGGAGCACCUGGGGAACUCCGGGCCUGGGGCAUCUCCUGUUGAGGUCCCCUGGCAAAGAUCAUGCAGCAAAACAAAAAGAAGGCCGGCUGUGGCAAACCAGCGAGAGACACGAUCCCCCUCCAGUUCGGAGGAGUGCAGCAGCAAGGAGCAGCAGAGGACCACCAAGAAGAGGAAGACCUCACGCAGAAAGGGGGGCCGGCACCGGCACUACGAGGAGUCAGACAGCGACUGGACCUCAGCCCGGCAUGUAGCAGGUGUAGAUAAUGGCCUGGUGGACGCCUUGUCUCACUUCCAGAUGAAGAGGUUCUUCGCACUGGCACCGGAGGCUCAUCACACUCCCGACCCAUUCCCGGAGGAACUCUGGCAGACUGGGCGAGAUUCCAUAAUGCAGGGAGUACUGGCCUCGGUUGCACCAUCCACGCUUCAAGCCUAUUUGUCAGCAGCAUCUAGAUUUCUGGCCUUCUCAAAGGGGGUUGGAGAGAACCCUGUGGAGAUCACAUAUCUACCAAAUGGUGGUUUCUGUGAUGUACGAGCUUCUGAUUGUAGCAGAAUUCAAGUGGUUGGACGGGGCUUUAGAAACUCUCUUGAUCUUCACUGUGAGGUCACCAGAAUGACUUAUGUGAAUGGUGAAUGGGUAUCUGGAGAACAUGAAAUCACAAAAGCUGCGUUUUUGAAUCUGACAGCAGUGGAAUGUCAGAUUCCUGCUCGGAACAAUACUGGAACGGAAGUGAUUCGUUUCAUGAUGGAUGCUGAACCUUACGCAAGAUGGCAAGUGAAAAUUUCUAAUGAUGGAUUCCAGUACAGUAAUUCGAAAGUUCUGACCUUGUAUGACGGAGUCUGCCAGGAUUGUGAAUUCCAUCAAAAUGGGCUUUGUAAAUUAAAGGAACAUGUUUGCCAUAUAAAUGGACUAUGCUAUGCAAAAGGAGACUCAAGCCUUACCAGUCCUUGUCUUCUCUGUGACCCUGGUAUUUCGAUGUUCACUUGGUCUAUCAAUGAAAACAACAAGCCUCCUGUAUUCCAGACCCCAGCCAGCCAGCUUCUGACAUUCGUCAAAGAGAAUUUCGUUUACCAGCUGCUUGCAGUAGAUCCUGAGGGAUCGGCAGUACUGUUUACCUUAGAAAGUGGCCCUCUAGAAGCUUCACUUUCUCCUGCUGGCCUCCUUAUCUGGAAAGUCAGUUCCAAAGAAUCAGCAAGCUUUGAAUUCACUGUCUCUGAUGAAUGCAAUGUAGAAAGCAGACACUCAAUUCAGGUUUCAGUGAAACCUUGCGGCUGUUGGAAUGGUGGAACAUGUGCUACCGACAUUAACUUCCCUCCAGGUACUGGUAAAUACAUCUGCAUAUGUUCCAGUGGAUUUGAAGGGGAGUUUUGCCAAAACAACACCAAUGAUUGCAAAUCAAACCCUUGUGGGAUUGGCUCCUGUGUUGAUGGAAUCAAUAGCUUCAUUUGUAAAUGUCCGCUUGGAUGGAAAGCUGAGGACAGUGCUGACAUGAUGGAAGCUUUCAUUACUGAUAAUCAUAAUACCAAAGGUGAAUUGAAAAAGACUGAGGUACUUUGUGAGCCAGCAUGUGAGAAUGGAGGAUCAUGCAUCAUUCAAAAUAUCUGUUCCUGUGUUUAUGGAUUUGUUGGUCCCAGAUGUGAAACAUUAGUGUGUAACAGACAUUGUCACAAUGGUGAGAAGUGUGUGACACCAGAUGAGUGUGAAUGCAAAUCUGGAUGGAGUAGCCCUUCUUGUGAGACAGCUAUUUGUAAUCCUGUUUGUCUAAAUGGAGGAAGCUGCAUUCGGCCAAAUACAUGUGCUUGCCCUCAUGGUUUCUUUAGACCUCAGUGUCAGUCUGCUUUAUGCAAUCCGCCUUGUAAGAACAAUGGAAAAUGUGUGAGAAACAAUGUGUGUUCCUGCACAGAGGGCUAUGUUGGAAGAAGGUGUCAGAAAAGUGUGUGUGAUCCUAUGUGCAUGAAUGGAGGGAAAUGCAUCAGUCCUGGCAUUUGUGACUGCCCAUCUGGCUGGAAAGGAAAGCUUUGCAGUAAACCUGUUUGUUUGUCCAGCUGCCUGAAUGGUGGAGAAUGUCUUGGUCCUAAUAUUUGCCAUUGCUCUCGAGGAUGGGUGGGCUCAUUAUGCCAGAUUCCUCUUUGCGAGCCCAAGUGUCUGAAUGGGGGCAGAUGCAUCAAGCCUAACAUUUGUACCUGUAGAAGUGGAUAUGGUGGCUUAUAUUGUGGAAAGAAGCUUAUGAACCGAACUUAACUUCAUUAUGCAUCUAGAGGAAUAUCAUAGUGUUACUUCUUAGAUAAGGUAGUGUGAGACU
Molecule: messenger RNA, 4303 nt
Organism: Eublepharis macularius
Lineage: Eukaryota; Metazoa; Chordata; Lepidosauria; Squamata; Eublepharidae
Product: von Willebrand factor D and EGF domain-containing protein-like
Exons: 22
Coding region: 1-4242 (1413 amino acids)
Biological process (GO): anatomical structure development
Cellular component (GO): extracellular region; cell surface
Molecular function (GO): signaling receptor binding; calcium ion binding
Source: RefSeq, a predicted model, not a curated record